AUGUUCCUCGAUGUGUGUCAUUUAGUUGCCAAGGUGAGUGACGAUCCGCCGUGCCGUCCGGUGUCCGUGUCCUCGUUUUCUAGGGCCGGCGGGUCGUCCGAUGCAUGCAAACGGGCUGAUCAAACACUCUCAACUAACAUUUUCGAGAAUCCAUUCGCUUUUGAGUCCUUCCCUUGUAAUCUGUCCACUGAAAAUAAAACGAUGACCAAAAUGCGCAGUGCGUGUCCGCUUUCUGACUGUCUCUCUUCUUGCAGGUCAUCUCAGUCGUCAACAUCUUCUUCGUAAUCAUCUCGAUCGUCUGUUUCUGUCUGAAGACGCAUCCCUCCUUUCGCAUCCCUGAUAUCGACAUUUCCACGUCGAUGGGCAAUGUGAGCAGUCCGACGCACGGUAUUCAGAUGAACACGAUCUACGUCGGAAAGAAUGCCACGAGGCAAGUGUCCCCCUUUCUCUUUCCAUUCAUUUCACUCUAUCUUCCAGGGCACACCCAUCCUUCUUCUACGUGGAGCUUCUCUCUAAUAUCUGGUUCUCAGGAGAGUUUCUCACUCGCAUGAUCUUCUGUCCGAACGUGGCAAUUUUUCUGAAAACUCCCGUCAAUAUCAUCGAUUUCAUCGCCACAGUCUCUUUCUACAUCGACUGGGCUCUCGACCGUGCCCUGUCCGGAUCCAACCGGGACUCGGUUGAGUUUUUCUCCAUCAUCAGAAUUCUCCGCCUCUUCAAACUUACCCAACACUCCACGGGUCUCAAGAUUCUGAUUCAAACUUUCAAGGCCUCCGCCCAGGAGCUGUUCCUUCUCGUAUUCUUCGUUCUUCUCGGUAUUGUCAUAUUCGCUGCACUGGUUUAUUACGCGGAGAGAGUGGAGCACAACGAAGAGAACCAGUUCUCGUCAAUUCCAGUCGGAUUAUGGUGGGCAGUCAUCACCAUCUGUACAAUUGGAUUCGGAGAUUUGGUGGGUUUUCCCGUCUCCCACACACUUAUUAGCAUUCCGUCUGUUCCAGGUUCCACAGACUUCGCUCGGUCGUCUCGUCGGCUCAGUCUGUGCUCUCAUGGGUGUGCUCACCAUUGCUCUUCCAGUCCCUGUCAUUGUUUCCAACUUUGCAAUGUUCUAUUCGCACGCUCAAGCAAGGUAACUUUCAGAGAAUCAAAAAGUCACUAUAUGCGUAUAUUGAGUAAUUGAAUCUUUUCGUAAUAUUAUAGCUGUUUUGGGCGCUUGUAAAUAUUUUUUUGUAUUCUUGUAAAAUGCAUCAUUUAUUCAGAUCAAAACUGCCGAAGAAAAGGCGAAGAGUUCUGCAACCCCACGAGAUCAAACCGGUGGUGGGACGGAGCACAACCGCAGUCAUGAUCAGUGCUCUCACUCAAAGAGGUCCGGUCGGAGGAGCCGGAGGAGGAGGAUCCAAUCCGUCCGACGGUCAGUCUUUCCUUCUGGUCUCUCGAGCUCCUUCUCUCGUUCCAGGCGGUCCUCUUACUGCCUUCUCGGUCACUCCACUGCUCGUCUGUCCUCCCGACGCCCCGAAACCUCGGAAGAUCAGCCAGAACAAGAACGGCGGAAGUGCUCCGGGGAUCCCUCAGAACAACGUCCCGAAAGCCAACAAACUCAUCUGA
Caenorhabditis sp. 36 PRJEB53466 is the source of this 1599-nucleotide messenger RNA. The record is from the annotation of a GenBank genome assembly. NCBI's taxonomy places the organism in Eukaryota, Metazoa, Nematoda, Chromadorea, Rhabditida, Rhabditidae.